AUGAUUUUGGGGACGGUCUGGAUGCUUGAACUGCAUCCAGUCCUCUUAGCCGAUUGUGGAGGCAUGGGUGGUCGCAACCCUGGUCCUUCAUCUAUGAUCCUUGCAACACUACUCUUCAGCACGCAAGUGCUCGCUUUACCAGGCCUUGAGGCUGCUGGGAAGCAUUGUUCUAGGCACGAAUGGGGCGUUUGUCGUCCAAGUCGCGACCCACAGACUAUACUUGUCUGUGCCUCCGGUGUGUGGCACAGAAUGCUGCGUAAAGACUGGACCUGCGUCAAUGCCAGCCUGAUGUCAUCUAGCAAGCUACUGGAUCGAGCAAUCGAGCAGCGUUACCAUGGCAUAUCGCUUCAUGUAAAUACCAACAGCAACGGUACCAUACCAACUCGGUCUCCAGCUCCGGUUGAAAUAAACAACUUGACAUCUCUCUCGGGCAUUACGGCAACCGCACUGACUUUCGACCAAAAGAUCCACAUCAACGUCGACCUUGAUACCGUGGAGUGUCGUGCAUUCGCAGAUGACGACGGCCUCAUCCCUGCUGGUGGUCCUUUCACAAACCGCCAACCAGCGAUGUUCAGGAACGGCACUUCACUGGGAACAUGGGAAAGGCAACUGAGCAGUAAAUCUGGUUGCAUUUCAAAUAGCAAAGACGAAAUAGAGCAGUCUCUUCUCCGACAAUCAUGGUUAGCCGACGUCAAAUCAUCGAUCAUUCCAGGAUUGAGCUAG
Molecule: messenger RNA, 723 nt
Organism: Pseudocercospora fijiensis CIRAD86
Lineage: Eukaryota; Fungi; Ascomycota; Dothideomycetes; Mycosphaerellales; Mycosphaerellaceae
Exons: 6
Coding region: 1-723 (240 amino acids)
Source: RefSeq, a predicted model, not a curated record